AUAUAUUUGGGCUGUCUGACCUCAUGAGUGAUUGCUAUUAAUGAAGAGACGUGGUGGGGGAAAGGAGGUUGCCUUCGGAGCUUUGCACCAAAGACCUGGAAAAAAUUUCAGCUUAUAACUUGUUUCCUGCACUGUUGCUGACAUCUGGGGAAUCCAUGUCAGAAGUACUUCCAGCCGACUCCGGUGCAGACCCCUUGGCAGUGUUUAUGGCCAGCAGCGGACCCACAGACGUCUCGAAUCGGAACAGUCCGGCCACACCCCCAAAUACCCUGAACCUCCGUUCCUCCCACAAUGAACUGCUGAACGCAGAGAUCAAGCACCCAGACGUCAAGAACAACACCCCCCCUAAAUGCAGGAAAAAGUACGCCUUGACGAACAUCCAGGCUGCCAUGGGCCUCAGCGACCCUGCCGCGCAACCCCUGCUGGGCAGCGGCUCUGCCAACAUCAAGCUGGUGAAGAAUGGGGAGAACCAGCUCCGCAAGGCAGCCGAGCAAGGGCAGCAGGACCCCAACAAAAACGUCAGCCCCACGGCCGCCCUCAUCUGCUUAACAUCCGAGAAGCUGGAGGGCAAAGAACCCGCGUCGGCGGCGGCGCGGGAGUCCUCGGGCUGUGACCAGCUCCCGCAGCCCCGGAGAGCCAAGAGCUUCCUGGACUACUAUGCAGACCUGGAGACCUCGGCCCGCGAGCUCCAGCACAACCUGGGCAACCGCCACGAGGCCCUGGACCAGAAGGGCCGCGAGGGCCAGGGCCCCACGCCCAGCAUCCUGGAGAAUGGAGACCUGCAGCUGCAGAAACCUGGCCAGUCCCAGUCCAGCCCUGAGGAUGGCCAGGUGGCCACGGUGUCCUCCAGCCCCGAGACCAAGAAGGAUCAUCCCAAGACGGGCGCGAAAACUGAUUGUGCCCUGCACCGGAUCCAGAACCUGGCACCCAGUGAUGAGGAGUCCAGCUGGACCACCCUGUCCCAAGAGAGCGCCUCCCCCAGCUCCCCAGAUGAAACAGCAGAUAUAUGGACUGAUCACUCUUUUCAGACAGACCCAGAUUUGCCACCUGGCUGGAAAAGAAUCAAUGAUAUCGCCGGGACCUAUUAUUGGCACAUACCAACGGGAACCACCCAGUGGGAGCGCCCCGUCUGCGUCCCCGAGGAGCCGCAGGCCCCUCGGAAGGGGUCACUCGGCUCAGCCACACCAUCUCCUACCCCAGAGAAUGAGAAACAGUCAUGGAGUGAUUUUGCCGUUCUGAAUGGGGGAAAGAUUAAUAGUGACAUUUGGAAGGACUUGCACGCCGCCACCGUGAACCCGGACCCCAGCUUAAAAGAAUUUGAAGGAGCCACGCUUCGCUAUGCAUCUCUGAAACUAAGAAAUGCCCCUCACGCGGAUGACGAGGACUCUGCCAGCAUCAACAGCGACCCGGAGGCCAAGUGCUUCGCCGUGCGCUCUCUGGGAUGGGUGGAGAUGGCCGAGGAUGACCUGGCCCCGGGGAAAAGCAGCGUCGCUGUCAACAACUGCAUCCGACAGCUGUCCUACUGCAAGAACGACAUCCGGGACACGGUGGGCAUCUGGGGAGAGGGCAAGGACAUGUACCUCAUCCUGGAGAAUGACAUGCUGAGCCUGGUGGACCCCAUGGAUCGCUCGGUGCUGCACUCCCAGCCCAUCGUGAGCAUCCGUGUGUGGGGUGUGGGCCGAGACAAUGGCCGAGAUUUUGCCUAUGUGGCGAGAGACAAAGAUACGAGGAUUUUGAAAUGCCAUGUGUUUCGAUGUGACACACCCGCCAAAGCCAUUGCCACAAGUCUCCACGAAAUCUGCUCCAAGAUUAUGGCCGAGCGGAAGAAUGCCAAAGCGCUGGCCUGCAGCGCCCUGCAGGAGAGGAGCGGCCUGGACAUGCCCUUGCAAGUAGACUUUCCAACGCCAAAGACUGAGCUGGUUCAGAAGUUCCACGUGCAGUACCUGGGCAUGUUACCUGUAGACAAACCGGUUGGGAUAGACACCCUGAACAAUGCCAUAGAGAGUCUCAUGACCUCUUCCGACAAGGAGGAGUGGCCAUCCGUGAACAUGAACGUGGCCGACGCCACCGUGACCGUCAUUGGUGAGAAGAGUGAAGAGGAAGUGCUGGUGGAAUGCCGCGUGCGGUUUCUCUCCUUCAUGGGUGUCGGGAAGGAUGCGCACACCUUCGCCUUCAUCAUGGACACGGGGAACCAGCGCUUUGAGUGCCACGUUUUCUGGUGUGAGCCCAACGCUGGAAAUGUGUCGGAGGCGGUGCAGGCUGCCUGCAUGCUGCGGUACCAGAAGUGCCUGGUGGCCAGGCCGCCCUCACACAAAGUCCGCCCCCCUCCACCACCAGUGGACUCGGUCACCCGAAGAGUCACAACCAACGUGAAACGUGGGGUCUUAUCCCUCAUUGACACUUUGAAACAGAAACGCCCCAUCCCAGACACGCCCUAACUUCCAGUGGGGUCUGGUGACGUGGCGGCA
Molecule: messenger RNA, 2468 nt
Organism: Sorex fumeus (smoky shrew)
Lineage: Eukaryota; Metazoa; Chordata; Mammalia; Eulipotyphla; Soricidae
Gene: APBB2
Product: amyloid beta precursor protein binding family B member 2
Exons: 15
Coding region: 156-2438 (760 amino acids)
Biological process (GO): regulation of DNA-templated transcription
Cellular component (GO): nucleus; cytoplasm
Molecular function (GO): amyloid-beta binding; transcription factor binding
Source: RefSeq, a predicted model, not a curated record